AUGACUUCCACAUCUGUUCCAAAUAAUGCUCCAGUUGUUGAGACCGAGGUUCUGAUCGUGGGGUCUGGCCCAGUUGGUGCCACCUAUGGUCGAAAGCUGGUCGAUGCUGGCAUCCAGGUUCUCAUGGUUGAGUUGGGAGCUCAAGAGACCCCCAUUCCUGGAGACCACAAGAAGAACAACUUUGUCGUGCAAAAAGACAUUAAUAGUUUCAUCAACGUGGUGCAAGGCGAACUCAAUCUUCUUUCCGUCCCUACAGACCCGCGCGCGGCUCCGUCUCUGAAUUUGGAUCCAUCUGCGUGGUCCAUCGAUGCCAGUACCGCUACCAUACACAAUGGUCAGAACCCGUGUCAAGACAGCUACUACAACCUACCAGCCGCUGCUGCCACGCGUGUUGUCGGUGGCAUGGGUUCCCACUGGACAAAUUGUACACCACGACAGCAUCCAAAACUAGAGCGGUCGGAUCUUUUCAAUGACAGCGAGUGGGAUGCUCUGUACGGGGAAGCCGAGGAGCGCAUCAAGACCAACAGCACCCUCUACAACGACUCCAUUCGUCAGCAGCUGGUCCUAGAUACCUUGCGCAAAGGACAUUACCACCAUGGCGAUCGCGAAUUCAAGCCCAUGCCCUUGGCAGCACAAAAGCUGCCAGAUCAGACCUACUUUGAGUGGUCUUGCUCCGCAACUCUCUUUGGGGAUAUCGCCAAGACUGCCGACAAUCCUGGUGCCAAGAACUUUACCCUUAGGUCGCAAGUUCAAUGUAUCCAAUUGAUUACGAGCCAUGACACAAGUCCUGACGGCGUUGUUCUUGGUGCCCUAUGCAAGGAUCUCAAGACCGACAAAAAGUUUCUGAUCAGAGCUAGAAAGUAUGUGCUUUGUGCUGGAGCUGUGCUGACACCUGGCAUCAUGUUCAACUCGGGCUGGAACUCAUCACCUGAACAGCUACCAGCAUUGGGAAAAUAUCUCACCGAGCAGACCAUGGCAUUCUGUCAAAUUGUCCUCUCGCGUAGUCUCGUGGACGAGGUCGAACACAGCACCAAUCCGGACUGGGCCAAAAAAGUAAACGAACAUCAUAAAAAGCAUCCCCACGACCCUUUGCCUUUCCCCUUCACCGACUUGGACCCGCAAGUCUACACGCCCGUUUCCGAGAACUACCCUUGGCACACACAGAUCCACCGCGACGCCUUUUCAUAUGGUCAGGUACCCUCCACCAUUGACCAGCGUCUUGUUGUAGACCUUCGCUGGUUCGGCUGGAUUGCGCCCGUCGAGAGCAACCAUGUGUCAUUUUCCAAAGCCAUCACCGACCAGUUUGGCAUGCCGCAGCCCACGUUCCACUACGAGGUCCCCAAGGAAGAUGCAGAGCGCACCCACCGGAUGAUGGAGGACAUGUGUCUCGUGGCUUCCAAGCUGGGCGGCUUCCUCCCCGGCGCCGAGCCCAAGUUCCUUGUUCCCGGGAGCGCUCUACAUAUUAGCGGCACCACGCGGGCGGGCACGAGCAAAAAGGACAGUGUCUGCGAUCGAUAUGGGCGCGUUUGGGACACGAAGAAUCUCGUGGUGGGCGGAUGCAAUGUCAUUCCAACGGGUGCGGCUUGCAACCCCACGCUCACGGCUGUUUGCUUUGCCAUUGCUGGGGCGGAUAAGAUUAUCGAGGAAUUUCAAACCAAGGCUGAUAUCAAUCGGGCAUAA
Pestalotiopsis fici W106-1 is the source of this 1680-nucleotide messenger RNA. RefSeq lists its product as uncharacterized. The transcript is spliced from 4 exons. Bases 1 to 1680 code for a protein of 559 amino acids. Lineage: Eukaryota; Fungi; Ascomycota; Sordariomycetes; Amphisphaeriales; Sporocadaceae. The record is from RefSeq and is a predicted model, not a curated record. Gene Ontology annotation, molecular function: pyranose oxidase activity; FAD binding.